Molecule: messenger RNA, 1725 nt
Organism: Pyricularia grisea
Lineage: Eukaryota; Fungi; Ascomycota; Sordariomycetes; Magnaporthales; Pyriculariaceae
Exons: 3
Coding region: 1-1725 (574 amino acids)
Molecular function (GO): oxidoreductase activity; copper ion binding
Source: RefSeq, a predicted model, not a curated record
AUGGCUCGCCACGCAUUCGCCUUGGCGUUGGCCUCAGCCUACAGUCUCGCAUCUGCCCUCAGCACUCCUCAGGUGGUUCCUCGUGCCUCCGGACCAUGUGCUGGUAACACAGCGACCACCCGCUCUCAGUGGUGUGAAUACAGUGUCGACACCGACUACAACAGCGUAGUCCCCGACACUGGUGUCACCCGAGAGUAUUGGCUUGAACUUACUGACGUCCAGGUCGCUCCGGAUGGCAGGCAGCGCAGUCACAGUGCCAUGGCCAUCAACGGCAGCAUCCCUGGACCCACACUGUUCGCCGACUGGGGUGACAAUGUGAUCGUCCAUCUCACCAACAACCUGGACCCCUCUGAGAACAACGGCACCAGCAUGCACUUUCACGGCAUCAGGCAGAAUUACACCAACCAAAAUGAUGGUGUUUCGGCCAUCACACAAUGCCCAACGCCUCCAGGCUCUACUGUGACUUAUAAAUGGCGUGCUACCCAGUACGGCUCUAGUUGGUACCAUUCCCACUGGGCUCUGCAAGCUUGGCAAGGAAUGUUGGGCGGUAUCAUUAUCAACGGACCGGCAACGGAAAAUUAUGACGAGGACCUGGGAAUGCUGUUCCUCAACGACUGGGACAUUCAUACUGUGGACCAGCUAUACUACAAGGCCCAGACGUCUGGCCCGCCAACGCUAGACCAAGGCCUGAUUAACGGCACAAACGUCUUCAACUCGAGUGACAACCAGGUGACAGGCCAUCGGUGGAACACGACCUUCACCGAGGGCAAAUCCUACAGGAUCCGGUUGGUGAACGGAGCCAUUGAUACGCACUGGAAGUUCUCCCUUGACAACCACACCUUGACCGUCAUCGGCACCGACUUUGUUCCCAUCAAGCCUUACACCACCAACAUCGUAGACAUUGGCAUGGGCCAGCGGUACGAUAUAAUUGUGACGGCCAACCAGGCUGCCACCGCAGACGCUUUUUGGAUGCGUGCAAUCCCCCAGUCGGCCUGCAGCGACAACAGCAACGCCCAAGAUAUCCGCGGAAUAGUCUACUACGGCCAAGCCUCGGAGCAACUCCCGACCACUAACGGGUACGACUACGAUGAUAGUUGCGCUGACGAGGACCCCUCCAACCUGGUGCCGUACGUGGCCAAAAACGUAGGCUCGAGCACGUGGGCCGACACCCAGGGGGUAUCAGUUGCCUUCAACGAUGAGAGGCUGUUCCGCUGGUACCUCAACACGACUACCAUGGUGGUGGACUGGAAGAACCCGACGGUGAUGCAGGUGGCCACCGGCAACACGAGCGUCUUUGAGUCCUCCAACGCCGUCAUGGUGCUCGACAAGGCAGACGAGUGGAUCUACCUCGCAAUCCAGACCACCCUUGCCGUACCUCACCCGAUCCACCUGCACGGGCACGACUUUUUCGUCCUGGCUCAGGGCUCAGGGCAAUACCAGCCCGGGACCACGGCGCUGAACCUCGUGAACCCGCCGCGUCGCGACACCGCCAUGCUGCCGGCGUCGGGCCAUCUCGUCAUGGCGUUCCUGACCGACAACCCGGGCGCUUGGCUUAUGCACUGCCACAUCGGCUGGCACACAAGCGAGGGAUUCGCCAUGCAGUUCGUCGAGCGCCAGAGCGAGAUGCUGGGGCUCAUGGAUCAGGAGGAGUUGAACGACAGCUGUGCGGCCUGGGCGUCGUAUCAGAAGACCUACAAGGUGCUGCAGGAGGACUCUGGUAUUUGA